Messenger RNA from Rhipicephalus sanguineus (brown dog tick), 1535 nucleotides. Its product is annotated as tRNA wybutosine-synthesizing protein 3 homolog. Gene Ontology annotation, molecular function: tRNA methyltransferase activity. The record is from RefSeq and is a predicted model, not a curated record. The transcript is spliced from 7 exons. Lineage: Eukaryota; Metazoa; Arthropoda; Arachnida; Ixodida; Ixodidae. The coding region runs from base 93 to 812 and encodes 239 amino acids. Gene Ontology annotation, biological process: tRNA methylation. Gene Ontology annotation, cellular component: cytoplasm.
GGUGUUUUAGCGUGCGUCUUCCUCGCCAAUGCGUGCUGCAAACUGAUCGACAGACGUAUUAAUGCACCGAAUACAGCGCAUUGCGUAAAUUAAUGGAUUCGUUUGCGAAGGAAAAACGCGAGCGCCUUGGAGGUGCCGAUGUAAGCCGCAAAGGGACGAUAGAUUCCAGGAUAAUCGAUGUUACCGACCGACUGAAUUCGUUUCCGCAAUACUAUACCACAAGCUCAUGCUCUGGGAGAAUCAUAUUUUUUUCAGGCGCAGAAUCCGACGUUGGAAAGCCAGCAGCUAAGAAGGGAUGUCAGUGGCACCUCGUCACGCAUGAUCUUCUCACACAAGAUGAACUGGACAAGACAUUGGCAACAGUCAACAAGUCUGCAACUCUCAAGUUUGAACCAUUCAUCCUCCAUGUACGGUGUCACACUCUGGACGCAGCCCAAAAGCUGCUGGCAGUGAGCAUAGGGGCCGGAUGUCGCAAUUCCGGCAUAAUGCUAAGCAAGUCGGGCAAGGUUCACGUGGCAGUUCGGACCACACUCUCGUUGGAGGUUCCACUUUCUGAUAAUGAAAACAUCCUUGUCACACCCAUGUACCUGAACUUUCUGAGGAAGCAAGCGAAUGAAAAAAUGACGGAAAACUGGAAACGGCUACAAAGGUUUUCAGAUGCGCUUAGCAAACUUCACUGUGAAAAUGAAGGCAAGUCCGCAACACGUCAACUCCCCAGAGAUUCGUUGGUUGCAAGGACCAAGACGAAGAAGACAUCCGUUGCAUUCGAUUACGAUGAAAGCGUUUCUGGUCUUUUCGACUUCUCCUCAUGACGACUUCGAGGCAGCAUGUAUGCACUGGAGAGGGAGUGCGCCAGUUCCUUUAUGGUUUUACACUUUUAAGGAAACUAUAAAUGCUUUUGCAUAGCUCUGUCGCCCAACUGCUGUAUGUAAAAUGGCCUGUGUGUAAGCAUGAGCUUUCUGCCACAUAAUACGCAAAGGCGUUAGCUUCCCAUCAAUGGCUCUUGCAGAAAAAAACAUUGCCUUUAUGUCACAUUGAGGCUUCUCAUCAUCACAACGGUGACACCUGCUUUUUUCAUUUGUAAAUGUCCAUGAUGGCGGUAAAUCGGGCUAGCUGGUUCUUCAUGGUCGUAAAAUAACGGUGCAAAAAAACGACGGACGAGCACACAGAGACAAACGAGCGCCGUCUUCCAACUGGUUUAUUUAUGCAGAAACAUAGAAUUUAUAGCACUGACAUAUCGCGGGAAACAGAUUAUCACAUCAUGCGCAGAAAAUCCUUUUCUUUAUGAAGAAGAGCUAUUGAAGGAGUGCUAACGCACUGAUCAAUCAGCAAGCUUAUCAUCAAGUCAGCUUCUAUAAUUUCAUGCGUGAUCUGUUCCUGGUUUUUAUCGACGACACUCGACUCGACAUAAUUAUAAACCAGUUUGAAGUUGGCGCUCGUUUGUCUCUGUGUGUUCAUCCAUCGUUUUUUGCACUGUUAUUUUAUGAUCAUAAAUUUCCACGUUUCUUCAAAUAAAAUUUAGUUGAUAGUUUGCA